Messenger RNA from Phascolarctos cinereus (koala), 3883 nucleotides. Lineage: Eukaryota; Metazoa; Chordata; Mammalia; Diprotodontia; Phascolarctidae. The record is from RefSeq and is a predicted model, not a curated record.
GCUUUUACCCUUCUGAAGUGUUCUGAAGACUGGUAAACAUUUGAGGACUUCUCCAUUAGACAUACAGCUUCAUUUCCUGGGUCAACCUCAUAACAUUCAAAAAUGCCUUCCAGAAGUAGCUGCCCUGAAAACAUACCCCAGACACAGACGAACAAAUACAACGAGGAUCUCACCAUCCAGGGUGUCAAAACCAUGAAGAGGGGAAAUAAAAAGAACCAUUAUGGCUUUGACACCAGUUCUGUCCUCAGAAGUCCCAAAUCAGAUACAACACAGAAUGGAAGUUCUCCCAAAGAGGCUAAUCUAUCAAGAGACGACUUGCUAUUCCUCCUUAGCAUUCUGGAGGGGGAAGUGCAGGCUCGAGAUGAAGUCAUAGGCAUUUUAAAAGCUGAAAAAAUGGACUUGGCUUUGCUGGAAGCUCAGUAUGGGUUUGUCACUCCAAAAAAGGUAUUAGAGGCUCUCCAACGAGAUGCUAUUCAAGCAAAGGUUGCUCCGUGGCAGGAGGACAUCUAUGAGAAGCCAAUCAAUGAGUUGGACAAGGUUGUUGAAAAACAGAAAGCGUCUUACAAACGAAUGCUGGAACAGCUUUUGAUGGUUGGAAAAGCUCACAGACAAACAAUAUUGGAGUUAGAGGAAGAAAAAAGAAAACACACAGAAUAUGUGGAGAAGAGUGAUGAAUUCAUAAAUUUGAUGGAAAAGGAGCAGGAAAGAUUUAAAAAGCUAAUAGACCAAGAAACAGACUACCACAAACAAAGAGAACAAGAGAACAAGAAGAAGGUCUCCGCACUCAAGGAGGAGCUGACCAAACUGAAAUCAUUUGCUUUGAUGGUUGUGGAUGAACAACAGAGGCUCACUGAACAGCUCAACCUACAGAGUCAGAAAAUCCAAGACUUGACCACGACUGCUGAGCAAGCACACGAGAAACUGGCCGUUGCUGAAGCCAAAGUUCAGGAAGAAGAGCACAAGGCAAGCAGGCUAGAAAGAGAACUGCAAAGACAAACCGAGGAGCUCCACAAGGGCCAGGAAGCAAUAAUGGCCAAACUCACCAAUGAGGACAGCCAAAAUCGGCAGCUCCGGCUAAAACUAGCAGCACUCAGCCGCCAAAUUGAUGAGCUGGAGGAGACAAAUAGGUCUUUACGAAAAGCAGAAGAAGAAUUACAAGAAAUAAGAGAAAAGAUCAACAAGGGAGAAGGUGGUAAUUCCAGCAUCCUGGCAGAAGUGGAAGAACUCAGGAAAAGAGUACUAGAAAUGGAAGGCAAAGAUGAAGAGCUCAUAAAAAUGGAAGAGCAGUGCCGAGAUCUCCACCAAAGGCUGGAAAAGGAGACAUCCCAGAGUAAGGACUUUAAACUGGAGGUUGACAAACUCAACAAGAGGAUUAUGGAUUUGGAAAAACUGGAAGAUGCCUUCAGCAAAAGCAAGCUGGAGUGUCACGCUCUGAAAUGCAAUCUAGAAAAAGAAAAGAUGACAACAAAGCAAUUGUCUCAAGAACUAGAUGGUUUAAAAGUGAGACUCAAAGAGUUGGAAACCAUUGAGAAUAAGCUGGAGAAGACAGAAUUCACCCUAAAAGAGGAUUUAACUAAACUGAAAACACUGACAGUGAUGCUGGUUGAUGAACGGAAAACGAUGAGUGAAAAAAUGAAGCAGACGGAAGAUAAGCUACAAGCUGUUACAUCUCAGCUUCAAGCAGAACAAAGUAAAGUGACAUUGGUAACUGAAAAGUUAAUUGAGGAAAGCAAAAGAGCGCUAAAGUCCAAAACGGAUGUGGAGGAAAAGGUAUAUAAUGUGACCAAAGAGAGGGAUGAACUGAAAAUCAAGCUUAAAGCAGAAGAAGAGAAAGGAAAUGAUCUCUUGUCAAAAGUUAACAUUCUGAAAAAGAGACUCCAAUCAUUAGAAGCUAUUGAGAAAGAUUUUCUCAAAAACAAAUCAAAACAAGAGACUGGUAAGUCGACAAUAGCUGUACACCAAGAAAACAAUAAGAUUAAAGAGCUUUCCCAAGAGGUGGAGAGGCUGAAGCAUAAAUUAAAAGACAUGAAAGCUAUUGAAGACGAUCUCAUGAAAACAGAAGAUGAAUAUGAGUCUCUUGAGAGACGCUAUGCUAAUGAAAGAGACAAGGCUAAAUUUCUAUCGGAGGAGCUUGAGGAUGUUAAAAUGGAACUUGCUAGGUACAAGUUAGCAGAAAAGACAGAGUCCAGUCAGGAACAGUGGCUUUUCAAAAGGCUUAAAGAGGAAGAAGCCAAGUCUGGCCACCUCUCAAGGGAGGUAGAUGCAUUAAAGGAGAAAAUUCAUGAAUAUAUGGCAACUGAAGACUUAAUAUGUCACUUACAGGGUGACCAUACAAUUCUACAAAAGAAACUCAAUCAACAAGAAAACCGAAACAGGGACUUAGGAAGAGAGAUUGAAAACCUCACUAAAGAAUUAGAAAGGUAUCGGCAUUUCAGUAAGAGUCUCCGACCCAGUCUUAAUGGAAGAAGAUUUUCUGACCUUCAAGUAUUUUCUAAAGAAGUCCAAACUGAACCAGCAGACAAUGAACCUCCUGAUUACAAAAGUCUCAUUCCUUUGGAACGAGCUGUAAUUAAUGGGCAGUUAUAUGAGGAAAGCGAUAAUGAGGAUGAAGAACCCAAUGAUAAUGAGCCAACAGUGUCCUUCAAAUGUAACUCAUCUACUGCACAUCCGGUCAACAGGAAGUUAUGGAUCCCCUGGAUGAAAUCCAAGGAAGGUCAUCCUCAGAAUGGAAAAAUACCAGCCAAGCAGAAUGGAAGUUAUGUGCAACCUGGGGAUUUGGUCCUAAGUCACACACCUGGUCAACCUCUUCACAUAAAGGUUACUCCAGACCAUGGGCAAAAUACAGCCACUCUUGAAAUCACAAGUCCUACUACAGAAAGUCCUCACUCUUAUACAAGCACUGCAGUGAUACCCAAUUGUGGUACUCCAAAGCAAAGAAUAACCAUUAUUCAAAAUGCCUCCAUAACACCAGUAAAGUCAAAAACCUCUACUGACAGCCCCAUAAACUCAGAGCAAGGCACAUCCCCUAUUACCAUGGCUACCUUUGCCAGAGCACCAACCCCAGAAUCCUGUGGCUCUAUAACUCCCGAAAGGACAAUGUCUCCCAUUCAUGUUUUGGCUGUAACUGGUUCAGCGAGCUCCCCAGAACAGGGACGGUCCCCAGAGCCGGUGGAGAUAGGUGCCAAGCACACUGUCUUCAGAGUUUCCCCAGAGAGACAGUCAGCGUGGCAGUUUCAAAGGUCAAACAGCAAUGGUUCAAGUGUGAUAACUACUGAGGAUAACAAAAUCCACAUUCACUUAGGAAGCCCUUACAUGCAAGCUGUGGCCAGUCCUGUGAGGCCUGCCAGUCCUUCAACUCUGCCACAAGAUAACCGAACUCCGGCCCUAAUUAAUGGAACAGCAGGCAAAGCGACAAAUAAAGUCACCAGCAGUAUUACUAUCACACCAACGGCCACUCCCCUCCCUCGACAAUCACAAAUUACAGUAAGUAAUAUAUAUAACUGACCCCUCAUCAUCAUCAUCCACACUGACAUUCUUAUAAGGAACUUACCCCCCUCCCCUUUCUUCUUACCUCUCUCCAAAUUAAAAAAAAACAACAACUGAACUUUUACUUUGGGAGAGAUUUGUGCAUGAACUGUACAAGAAUAUAUAAAACUAACUAAGUUUUGCCUGCAUAGUCAUAUCAAGUGUGCACUUACUGUAUAUCGUUUGUUUUUUGUUUUUUCCAUUUACCUACCUGUAUGGAAAAUAUUUAGUCUGCACUUGUAUAAAUGCAUCUUUAUGUAUUUCAUUUUCCAUAACUCACAUUAAUUUUGACUGCAAUUUGUCUUGGUGAAAUAUUUUAACAUUAUAAAACAGUAAAUAAUUUGUUAUUUUUACCAUU